UCGAUCAAUCGCACUGUACAUCUCGCUGCGGCUAGCGCACUCAUCACUAGCCGAAAAAACCUCAAAGGAAGGGGAUGCUUGCGGUCUCGACUCCAACCAAACACUAACCAUCACAGAGCCUGACUAUGGAUCUGUCUCAGAAGAUUCUCGACAAGGUGCUGGAGGCUCUGUGCUGCAGACAGGACCUGUGCGACUGCUGGGGCAAGAAGCCGGAGGAGCAGAAGCAGGAGCUGGAGAAGAGGAACAUCAAGCACCCUUUCCGUGAAUCCCUGUCUCGAAUAGACUCGUCCUCCAGCGCCACGGACGGCGUGAAGGGCUCUCGCGAGCGCCACGACUCCGAGCACUCGAGGACGGACUCCGUGUCCUCGCAGAGCAACGUCAGUGGCGACUCCAAGUACUACAAGACGACCCCCGUCAUCGACAUGAAGCCCAUCGAGUUCUGGACUGCCAACCGCGAGAAGGUGCAGCCGAAGCGCCACCUGCCGACGGAGAGCGAGAUCAGCAUCGACAACCUGCAGAAGGACCUGUACGAGGUGGUCGAGGAGGAGGACCUGUGUCUGACGGACGAACAGAAGCUGGCGCAGUACCAGCUCGGACAGCUGCACUUUGGACUCCAGUACGAGCUGUCCUCCAAGACGCUCGUCAUCAAGCUGAUCGAGGCGAAGGACCUGCCGCCGCCAUACUGCCUGGACGAGAACAAGCAGGACAUGGCCCACUCCAACCCGUACUGCCGCAUCUCCCUGCUGCCCGACAAGAAGAACUCGCAGCAGACGACCGUGCAGAGGAAGACCCAGGAACCGGUGUGGAACGAUCACUUCACGUUCGAGAUCCCCUACAGUGAGGCCGAAAGGCGGACUCUGGAGAUUCUCGUCAAGGACUUCGACAAGUACUCCCGCCAUUGUGUCAUUGGCCAGGUGCUGCUGCCGCUGGGGAACGUGAACCUAGUGAAAGGAGGACAUAUGUGGAAGCCACUCUCUCCAGGAAGUGCUGAGCAGCAAGACCUGGGAGAGAUCCUGCUGUCUCUCAACUACCUCCCGAGCGCCGGACGACUCAACGUGGACGUCAUGAAGGCCAAGGGGCUGCUCCAGACUGACCUUGUCGGCGGGUCCGACCCGUUUGUGAAGAUCUCGCUGGUGAUCUUUGAGAAGCCCACCAAGACGAAGAAGACGUCGUGUAAGAAGAACACCAUCGACCCGGUCUUCAACGAGUCGGUCAGCUUCAACGUGACGUCACAGCAGCUCGACACCACCAGUGUCGUCAUUUCCGUCUGGGACCACAACUCCAAGAGGAAGGACGAGUUCGUGGGCCGCAUCGUCCUCGGCAAGUACGGCACGGGGCCGCACGAGGUCACCCACUGGAACCGGAUGCUGCAGUCCCAGCGGUCACCGGUCGCCCAGUGGCAUUCUCUGAGGGCUCGCCAAGACUGCGACCAGGUGUCGCCGGCGUCCAUAGCCGUGCCGUAACGUCACCCGAUGUCGUGAAAACAAUUAGUAUUACGUCACGAGACUGAUCAGGUGAUGUCUGGAAAGACACAUGUGAGACUGUUCGGGUUGAGCGUGGCCUCGUUGUGAAGUCGAGGCCAGCGUCCCUAGACUUUGAUCACACACUAGAACACUAGGGUAGAGUAAACCAAUAUCAAUAUGGCUGCUCUCAUGUCGAAGUUUACUGUUUAUGUUAUUCAUAUAUGAUCAUGUUACUUCAAGAGUAACAAACAUCUUUAUACUUUAGAUAUGUCCUGAACAAAAUACACAUGUAUUAUUGGAAUUAAAAUGGCAUCCAAACUCAUAUCUUAUGGUAGAUGUUUUUAACACAGUAGUAAUUAAAUUAUCUUGAUAACUCGCGCUAAUUAAGGAAUUAUUGUAGAACCAGUAGGUGGUAUAAACGAGUAGUACGCGCUACAAUGCAUUUACCUAUGUAUUAAUACAGCUUUAUGCUAGAAAAACAGAACUAAAUGGAAUAUUAUACAACACAAUCACAACAAUCAAACGGUUGGGGGGUCCAAUCAAAUAAUUAUUUGCAUUAAAUAACAAAUACGAUGUAAUGAAAUAAUUCGCAACAGGCAGUAUCAUGGAUAUUAAUAACAGCCUGCCGUUCUGCUAGGUUAAUCAUUUCGUCAAUAUUAACAUUUACCACCCUAAAGGUAGUCGACAACUGUUGUUGAAUCCUUUAACAGUAGAUUUGCAAGAUUGCUUUAAAAUACAACUGUCAUUAUUGAUGAAUGCAUAACUUUGUGGUUCAAAGGGUAGGAUUCUACCAAGUAAUGGUGUACUAUGCCAAGUGCUAUGGGAUCAAAUCCCAGUAUAGAUAUUACCACGUCAUUUUAAAAAUGAAUUUGUAUUCACAUAAUGCAAAUUCAGUUAGGAAUGGAUUCAAUCACUUGGUAAUCGAAUGCCAUUUAAUGCACUAAUUAAAAAUAUGAUUUAAAAAAUCAACACAGCUCAAUUAUCAUAUCCUGAAAUUCACUGAAAAGUGCAAUUUGCAUUUACAACCAAUAAUCACUUUGCAUAAUGUUACCCGUGUUGGCAGAUAACCAUCCGACUUGUUUUCUCAUAUGCAUUCAAGGGUAAAUAUAGACAACCGGGAAAAUAGUUUAACUAUUAUUCUUAUUUAAUAUCGGACAAACCUGAUGACGAAUGUUUAUUAACGUCCUGCAAAAUGGUGCCAUUCCCUUUUAAACUAAACCCGUACACCAAUGAGUUCAUCUGGUUUGGGACCGGUCAACAUCCAUUUGUGUUGAUUAUAUAAUAGUGAAGAGAACAGUGUGUUUCGAAUUGUGUGGUACUAGUAAUCAAUACAACAUGCUGCAGAACAGCAGCUGUUGCAGUAGCUGGUGUUUGUAUGCAUGCUAUUGUGGCAGUGGUAAAUAGGUUUCAGUUAUCUAUAGGCUGAUCUUUGACGAUCGUAUAUUUUCACGCAUACUGGGUGAUAACUCGUUUCAUCGCUAACAACACCACUGAUCCAUAAUUGCAAACGGUACUGUUGCACUGGAUUUGGGACUAAUACAAUUAUUGUUUCAGUUUUAAAUAAUAUAGCAUUAAGUAUUUGUUACCGACUAUCAACGGAAGUGCAAAAGAGAAAGAAAAGAAUCUUGCCAUUUUAAUGCGAUAUAUAUAUAUAUAUAUAUAUAUAUAUAUAUAUACAUAUACAUAUACAUAUACAUACAUACAUAUAUAUAUAUAUAUAUAUAUAUAUAUAUAUAUAUAUAUAUAUAUAUAUAUACUUAAAAUAAAUAGCUUUUCAGCAACCAUUAUCAGAUAACGUCAUUUAUAUAAUUAUGACGUAGAUAUUGUUAAACAAGCAUUUCACACUUAGCGUUAUCGAGAAAGGGGAUCAAAACAUGGUAUUGUUCAAUUUCAGUGUUCAGGACAUCCAUUUAAUUUUCAAGGAACUCGGAAAAUAUCAAAAACUAAAAUCGGCAUGUAUGUAUGCAGUAUGCAAGUAGGUUUCUGUAAAACUCGGCCCAAUACUACCAAACCUUCCGUUAGGCAGUCAUAUAUCUCAAUAUAGUAUUACACCUUAUGCUUACCUUGUUUUUAAACAAAUAGCACAGUGACAGAGCCAUAUUUUGGAAGGGAUAUUGAACAUUGAAACGAGUUUCAGGAGCACUUUAUAAAGUGAAUGUGUGUGAGGAUGCUAGUUGCCAGUGGAAUAAACGCUAUAUUAUUUAUUUACUUGUGCUGAAAUGGGAUAUUGUUCGUGGUAAAUGUAAUCGAGUAAAAACAAGUUGUAACAUGAAUGUGCAGUUCAUUUAUUUAAUAUUAUUUUUCAUCUUCCCGAACCAGUGUAAUAUUUUCUACAAUGUAGAGGUCCCAUAACAUAUACAAAAGACUGGUACCCAUGAAUUUCUCAAAUUAUUUUCUGACAUGGAAAUCUAUAUUUGUUUAAAAUUGAAUUGUUUUGAUACGUACUUUUCUUACUUUUUAUACAAACAGUUGUCAACUAUUUUAUUGUGAACAAUACUUGGUGUAUUUUAAAGAAAAUCAGUUUCAAUUCAAAGCUAGUAAUGAAUAUCUUUAAACGUCACUAAUGCUUUACUUCGUCGUCGUGUUGCCAUGCUAUGUUGCCUUCUGUUUGUCAUACGCUGUUUGUUUGUGUUUUAAACGUACGACUUUUAGAAUGUUUGAUAUGUUUUACUUCUCUCGUGUUUCUUUGUUUCAUUUCAAGCAAGAAUAUUUCAUUUAACUUUUUGUUUUUAGAACAGACUGUUAAAUUUCGAUUGUUAAAAUAACUCACAGUAAGCAUACCGGAACUGUUUAAAAGUAAAGAGCAAUCGACGACAAUAAAACAUAAUGUUUUAUUUAUUUAUUACAUUUAUUAAUUUAAAUUUUAAUUAUUAAACUAACUUUAAUUUAUUAAAUUUAAUUAUUUAUUAAAUUUACUAUAUGUUUUUACUAAUUAAUUAAUUAAUUAAUUAAAUGAUUUAUUUUAAAAUACCGGCAGAUAUAUAUUGUAAGGGAUGUACUAAUAUAGGGUCCACAUCUUAAGAAUAUGAUCACCAUUAGAAAGACUCCCUAAAAAUAUAAAUAAUCAUACAUAAAAAUAUACAUGUAUACAGAUAUUUGUCAUUAGUGUACAGAGUGCAUUUAAUCGUUACUGUUGUCAUAAACGGGUUAACAUAACCUGCAUUGUUCUGUCUGCAUUAUUCUGCUAUGAAAGAAAUAUAUGUUUGUUUUAAUUGCAAUUGACGUUUAAAUAGUAUUUAUAUAUGCGUGUUGUAAAUGUCAUAUAACAAUGUAAUUGCAUUAAUAAACCCAUGAUAAUACACGAGAACAAUGCGUAUAUUUGUGAGAGAGUAUUUGACACUACUGUGUGAUGGAAAAUUAGUAUGUAAAUAAAUAAACCCGGGGAAUCUAUUUAUUACAGUUAUUGUGUACAUGAAACAUAUUAUAUAGUUUUGCAUCAUGUCUACAUACCCAGUGAUGUUGUACACCAUCAGCGUUGUUACAUUUGCAGUUGUUUGUUUUUCUCCAGUUAAAUGUUAUCGUUGUGAUAUAUUAUCGUUGUCCUGGAGUAUGAACGUGUUAAUGUGUUCCCAUGUUGUUUCUGCUCUAUCGUUGUUAAGUAUAUUUUGUAUAUCUCUACAUGACAGAUAAUUAACGUACACACCUUGUCCCCAUUCUGUUGUUACUCAAUGUUGAAAUAAAAGUUAUUUGUAUAA
Gigantopelta aegis is the source of this 5158-nucleotide messenger RNA. Its product is annotated as synaptotagmin-17-like. The record is from RefSeq and is a predicted model, not a curated record. Gene Ontology annotation, molecular function: syntaxin binding; calcium ion binding; clathrin binding. Gene Ontology annotation, cellular component: membrane. The transcript has 4 exons. Bases 126 to 1463 code for a protein of 445 amino acids. Gene Ontology annotation, biological process: regulation of dopamine secretion; cellular response to calcium ion; regulation of calcium ion-dependent exocytosis. Lineage: Eukaryota; Metazoa; Mollusca; Gastropoda; Neomphalida; Peltospiridae.